Messenger RNA from Pipistrellus nathusii (Nathusius's pipistrelle), 2466 nucleotides. Lineage: Eukaryota; Metazoa; Chordata; Mammalia; Chiroptera; Vespertilionidae. The record is from the annotation of a GenBank genome assembly.
AUGCCUACCCGAGUGUGUUGCUGCUGUUCUGCUUUGCGUCCUCGCUACAAACGCCUGGUGGACAACAUAUUCCCUGAAGACCCAAAGGAUGGCCUUGUUAAAGCUGAUAUGGAAAAACUGACAUUUUAUGCAGUGUCUGCUCCAGAGAAACUGGAUCGAAUUGGUUCUUACCUGGCAGAAAGGUUGAGCAGGGAUGUUGUCAGACAUCGUUCUGGGUAUGUCUUAAUUGCUAUGGAGGCAUUGGACCAACUUCUCAUGGCUUGCCAUUCUCAAAGCAUCAAGCCAUUUGUAGAAAGCUUUCUUCAUAUGGUAGCAAAGCUGCUGGAAUCAGGGGAACCAAAGCUUCAAGUUCUUGGAACAAACUCUUUUGUCAAAUUUGCAAAUAUUGAAGAAGACACUCCAUCCUAUCACAGACGUUAUGACUUCUUUGUAUCUCGCUUCAGUGCCAUGUGUCAUUCCUGCCAUAGUGAUCAAGAAGUACGAACGGAAAUUCGAAUUGCUGGAAUCAGGGGUAUUCAAGGUGUGGUUCGCAAAACAGUUAAUGAUGAACUUCGGGCUACCAUUUGGGAACCCCAGCACAUGGAUAAGAUUGUUCCAUCCUUGCUGUUCAACAUGCAGAAGACAGAGGAGGUGGACAGUCGCAUAGGCCCUCCUUCUUCUCCCUCAGCAGCUGACAAAGAGGAGAAUCCUGCCGUGCUGGCUGAAAACUGUCUCAGAGAGCUGCUAGGCCGAGCGACUUUUGGGAAUAUGAAUAAUGCUGUUAGGCCGGUUUUUGCGCAUUUAGAUCAUCACAAACUGUGGGAUCCCAAUGAAUUUGCAGUUCACUGUUUUAAAAUUAUAAUGUAUUCCAUUCAGGCUCAGUAUUCUCACCAUGUGAUUCAGGAGAUUCUAGGGCACCUUGAUGCUCGUAAAAAAGAUUCUCCACGGGUUCGAGCAGGUAUUAUUCAGGUUCUGUUAGAGGCUGUCGCCAUUGCUGCCAAAGGUUCCAUAGGCCCCACGGUGCUGGAGGUCUUCAACACACUGCUCAAGCACCUGCGCCUCAGUGUGGAGUUCGAAGCCAACGACGUCCAGGGGGGGUCCAUGGGCAGCAUCAGCUUAAACUCGGCCUCCAAGGACAACGACGAGAAGAUUGUGCAGAAUGCCAUCAUCCAGACGAUAGGAUUCUUUGGAAGUAACCUACCAGAUUAUCAGCGGUCAGAAAUCAUGAUGUUCAUUAUGGGGAAGGUACCAGUUUUUGGAACAUCCACUCAUACUUUGGACGUCAGUCAACUAGGGGAUUUGGGAACCAGGCGGAUUCAGAUAAUGUUGCUGAGAUCCUUGCUUAUGGUCACCUCUGGGUACAAAGCCAAGACCAUUGUUACUGCACUACCUGGGUCUUUUCUGGAUCCUCUGUUGUCACCAUCCCUCAUGGAGGACUAUGAAUUGAGACAGUUAGUCUUGGAAGUAAUGCAUAACCUCAUGGAUCGCCAUGACAACAGGGCAAAGCUUCGAGGGAUCAGAAUAAUACCUGAUGUAGCUGACCUAAAGAUCAAAAGAGAAAAAAUCUGUAGGCAAGACGCAAGUUUCAUGAAAAAGAAUGGGCAGCAACUAUAUCGGCACAUAUAUCUGGGCUGUAAAGAGGAAGACAAUGUUCAGAAAAACUAUGAGUUACUUUAUACUUCUCUUGCUCUUAUGACAAUUGAAUUGGCGAAUGAAGAAGUGGUUAUUGAUCUCAUUCGCUUGGCCAUUGCUUUACAGGACAGCGCCAUCCUCAACGAGGACAGCCUGCCCAUGUUCCACCGCUGCGGCAUCAUGGCGCUGGUGGCCGCCUACCUCAACUUCGUCAGCCAGAUGAUCGCCGUCCCCGCCUUCUGCCAGCACGUUACCAAGGUUAUUGAAACUCGAACGAUGGAAGCCCCUUAUUUUCUGCCAGAGCAUGUGUUCAGAGAUAAGUGCACGCUCCCAAAAUCUUUGGAGAAGCAUGACAAAAAUCUGUACUUUUUGACCAACAAGAUUGCGGAGUCCCUGGGUGGCAGUGGCUAUAGCGUUGAGAGGUUGUCAGUGCCGUACGUACCGCAAGUCACAGAUGAAGAUCGACUUUCCAGAAGAAAAAGUAUCGUGGACACCGUAUCCAUUCAGGUGGAUAUUCUGCCCGGCAGCCUCCCUUCUGACGAUGUGGUUAGUAACACUGAAGAAAUUACCUUUGAAGCAUUAAAGAAAGCAAUUGAUACCAAUGGAAUGGAGGAACAGGAAAAGGAGAAGAGGCGUCUGGUGAUAGAGAAGUUCCAGAAAGCACCUUUUGAAGAAAUAGCAGCACAGUGUGAAUCCAAAGCUAAUUUGCUUCAUGAUAGACUUGCUCAAAUACUGGAACUCACCAUACGUCCUCCUCCCAGCCCAUCGGGAACACUGACCAUUACUUCUGGGCAUGCCCAGUACCAGUCUGUCCCCGUCUAUGAGAUGAAGUUUCCUGACCUAUGUGUGUACUGA